Octopus bimaculoides (California two-spot octopus) is the source of this 982-nucleotide messenger RNA. RefSeq lists its product as uncharacterized. The record is from RefSeq and is a predicted model, not a curated record. NCBI's taxonomy places the organism in Eukaryota, Metazoa, Mollusca, Cephalopoda, Octopoda, Octopodidae.
UUCGUUGAUUUCUAUCCACGUAAUGAUGAUACUGGAGUUACACUAAAACCUUUUCUCAAAUAGUGCGAAGCUUGCGAUCAUUGAGGAGCUGCCUGUUUUCCAUACUUAUUAUAUACAGAUAAGUCUCACAUAACCAUCAAAGAUGAUUUUUGGUUUCAAGUACACAGCUAUGACAAUAACAGGAGCAUUUCAUUUGGGCAUUGGAGCUUUGUGUUUUAUUAUUUCAAUGAUGGGAUAUUCCACAAGAGUAGUAAAAAUAAAUGGCAAGCACAAUCUGUCUCUGCUAGUUGCUACACCAGCAUGUAUUGCAAGUCUAUGGACUAUCAUGGUUGGCAUAUUUGGAAUUCUUGCUGGUCUGAAAACAAAUUCAGAAGCACAGACGAAGAGAAUGAAAGUUGCCUACAUGACCUUUGCCAUUUUGUGUGCAUGCAUCUUUUCACUUGGUGGAAUAAGUGCUUUUUCUGCCCAUGCUUCUUGGACUGUUGCAUUUGGCAGUGGCAAAAAUUAUCGUUUAUUUUAUUUUGGAUCAUUUGCUAUGUUUGUUGAAUUUGUUUUGUCUAUUGUUUCUUCAUCCAUUUGCUGCUGUUGUUCAGAAUCAAAAACCGGUGGGGUUGUCGUCAUUCAACAAAACCAGCCACGUGAAAUUGCAAACUCACCAGUGACUGCUCAUUAUCCUCCAAAUGCUGCUUAUUCAAAUGUUGCUUAUCCAAAUGUUGCAUAUCCAAAUGUUGCUUAUCCACAAAUGACUCCACAAGUGAUUAAUGAGAAAUGAAGAAAUACAUUUUUCAAAUUUUUGUUAAAUUCAAACAUUUUUUUUUUCAUAAGCAUGAUAUAUUUGGUAAAUAUUCAUUGAAAUCCAUUUACUAUAAUUACAGGACCGAUUAUUGUUAUCAGAAUUAAUAUUGUUGUUUGUUAUCAACUGGUUGUUGCUAUAGGUCAGUUAUUGUCAUCAAAUUGACCACAAUAAACAAUUCCUACAGUA